AUGUUGGGAAGAAUUCAAUCAUUCACUAGCUGUCUAGCUACUAAGACUAAUAUUUGGACUGCCAAGACUGUUUACUAUGGUAAGGUCGGUUUAGAAAUUUCUAAACAAGUAUAUGCAAAAGAAGGUUUACAACCACCAACCGUUGCUCAAUUUAAACAAGUUUAUAACAAUGCUUACAAGAAAGGUUUGGAAUAUGUAUAUGAACCAAAGAAAGUUGUUUCUUGUGCUCAAAAAUUGCAAAGAAAAGAUUUAGUUAAGUAUGGUGCGUUAGGUAUUCAAUUAUUAGGUUUCUAUUCUCUAGGUGAAAUCAUUGGUAGAAGACACUUGGUCGGCUACAAGUCUUACACAACUCAUCAUUAA
Messenger RNA from Vanderwaltozyma polyspora DSM 70294, 360 nucleotides. RefSeq names its product F1F0 ATP synthase subunit g (gene ATP20). The transcript has a single exon. Gene Ontology annotation, molecular function: proton transmembrane transporter activity. The record is from RefSeq and is a predicted model, not a curated record. Gene Ontology annotation, biological process: proton motive force-driven ATP synthesis. Lineage: Eukaryota; Fungi; Ascomycota; Saccharomycetes; Saccharomycetales; Saccharomycetaceae. The coding region runs from base 1 to 360 and encodes 119 amino acids.